Messenger RNA from Geodia barretti, 873 nucleotides. The record is from the annotation of a GenBank genome assembly. NCBI's taxonomy places the organism in Eukaryota, Metazoa, Porifera, Demospongiae, Tetractinellida, Geodiidae.
AUGAAUCUGGGCCAGGUGCUGGAAAGUCAUCUGGGCUGGGCCGCGCGCAACCUGGACUUUCAGGCGUUGACGCCGGUAUUCGAGGGCGCUGACGACGAUAACAUCGAAGACUCGCUGGCCAGGUGGUGGUUCGGCCAACAGGCCAAAGCCUCCGAACCCGGGUCGGAAUACAGCGACACCAUCGACAUGGGAAAGGUGUACGCCUGGCUACGCAGUCAGGGGUUCGAUCCCGAGCCGCUGUAUGACGAAGCAAACCUGGGAAAGGCCAGAGGGGCGUGCCUGUACCUGUGGCUGCGGGACGUGGCGGGCGAAAACCCUGACGGGAUGUCGCUUUCUGAAAUGCACCUGUUGGCGAUGGAGGUCCAUCGGCAGCGAUUGAUAGCGCCUCCAACGUUUGCCAAAUUCCAGCAAUUCGACGGGCGCUCCGGCGAACCGUUUGACCAACCGGUGGCUGUGGGCAGUAUCUACAUGUUGAAGCUCAUUCACUUGGUGGAAGACAAGAUUCAUGCUCGCUCCACGGGACCGUAUUCGAUGAUUACGCAACAACCGCUGGGCGGUAAGGCGCAAUCCGGCGGGCAACGGUUCGGGGAGAUGGAAGUCUGGGCCCUGGAAGCAUAUUCGGCGGCCCACAAUCUGCAGGAGGUUCUUACCAUCAAAUCUGACGAUGUUGCCGGGCGGGUUAACACCUACGAAUCCAUCGUCAAGGGUCAUGCGAUCAGUCAGCCUGGCGUGCCGGAAUCGUUCAACGUGUUGUUGAAGGAAUUGCAGAGCCUGGGUUUGAACGUACAACUCGAGGAAGAAGAGGUGCAGGAAGAUCCGAGUCUGGGGCUACCGGGCGAAGAUGACUUCCUGUUCUCCAUGGAGGCGAAUUAA